Messenger RNA from Talpa occidentalis (Iberian mole), 1079 nucleotides. Its product is annotated as adenylate kinase 9-like. The annotation marks the transcript as partial. NCBI's taxonomy places the organism in Eukaryota, Metazoa, Chordata, Mammalia, Eulipotyphla, Talpidae. Gene Ontology annotation, biological process: CDP biosynthetic process; UDP biosynthetic process. Gene Ontology annotation, cellular component: nucleus; cytoplasm. The record is from RefSeq and is a predicted model, not a curated record. Gene Ontology annotation, molecular function: UMP kinase activity; ATP binding. The transcript has 6 exons.
ACUGAUGAAUUUAUGAAAUGGAAUAAGUUUUAAUGUUUUUCAGUUGCCCAAAAACUGGCAAGUCAUUGUGGCUUAAAGCAUUUGUCAGUAGGAGGCGCUUUGCGUUAUAUAUUAAACAACCAACCAGAUACAGAACUGGCAAUUAUGUUAAAGUGGCAUCUUUAUAAAGGAAUGACAGUACCUGAUGAACUAGCUAUUCAAGCCCUAGAAAUAUCUCUGAUGGAAAAUAUAUGCAAUACUGCAGGUGCUGUCAUUGAUGGAUACCCUGUAACUUACUCUCAAGUGAGUAUCUUGGAAGCCAGGUCCAUCAUCCCAAUGAUCAUCUUUGAGUUGGAUGUGCCUUCCAAAGAGAUUUUCAAAAGACUGCUCCUGGAAAAAAACAAGGGACCAAGUUUGCCUUACCCAUUACACAACAGUGCACAGAUUAUAGCUGUCAGGAACUCAAGCUACAACAAAAAUGUUGAUGAAAUUAAGCAAUAUUAUGAAAAACAGCAUCAGAACUGGUAUGUGAUUGAUGGAUUCCACAGCAAAUGGUGGGUAUGGAAUGAAGUCAUUAAGAAAAUUCAUAUGGUGAAUAGUUAUAUACAGAAAUAUCUGGAAAGAAUAAAAGCAGGAAAAGCUGCCCACAUUGACAAGUUAUGUAUCACACCUGAAGAGCUUGCUUCUCGCCUGGGCGAAUUUGGACAGUUCUGCCCUGUCAGCCUGGCAGAAUCAUAUGAAUUAAUUGAUUGCUCGGAAACUGAGUCCUUGGAAUUUGCAGCUGAGUUCAGAGGGCACUAUUAUAAAAUGAGUUCUCAAGAAAAACUGAACAAAUUUUUGGAGAACCCAGAAUUAUAUGUGCCUCCAUUAGCUCCUCAUCCACUCCCAUCUGCCAACAUGAUGCCCAAAAAGCUGACACUGUCAGAGUUGAAGAGUCGAUUCCCUAAGUGUGCUGAGCUCCAGGGCUACUGUCCUGUGACCUACCAGGAUGGAAAACAAAGAUAUGAAGCCCUAGUACCUGGUAACAUUAACUAUGCUUUAGAAUAUCGUGAUCAUAUAUAUAUUUGUGAAAGUAGAGAAAAACUCGAGAAAUUUUUGAG